This is a messenger RNA of Vicia faba (fava bean), 342 nucleotides long. Lineage: Eukaryota; Viridiplantae; Streptophyta; Magnoliopsida; Fabales; Fabaceae. The record is from the annotation of a GenBank genome assembly.
AUGGAAGAUAGCGAAAGCAUAUCUGAUUUCUUCACUAGGAUUAUGAAACUAGUGAAUCAAAUUAAAACUUAUGGAGAGACGUUAACAACAAUAGUAUUUGUUUUGAAGAUCUUGAGAUCUUUGGCUCAAAAGUUCGAACAUGUGGUAGUUGCCAUAGAAGAAUCGAAGGACAUGUCAACUCUGUCGAAUGAAGAGUUUCAAGGGACGCUUGAAUCUUAUGAACAAAGAAUGGAUGAAAGAGCUGCAGGCAAGUUGAAGAGUGAUAUGACUCUACAUGCUCAAUUAGAUAAAGAUAAGAAAGGCAAAGAAAAGUGGUUCGACAACAAAGGUAGAGGUGGCUAG